Molecule: messenger RNA, 906 nt
Organism: Caenorhabditis angaria
Lineage: Eukaryota; Metazoa; Nematoda; Chromadorea; Rhabditida; Rhabditidae
Source: the annotation of a GenBank genome assembly
AUGUUUUGGCUUUUGGUUUUUCUCCAAAUUGUGGCAAUUAAUUGUCAAUAUGCGGAGCCGGUGAAAGAUGUCGGAAAUGCCCCAGCUCCACCUCCACAACAACAACAGAACAUUCCGAUGGUUAUUCCAGGAUAUCCCUAUUAUGAUAAUGAUGUUGAAAGUUAGUUUUUUGUCGGAAAGCCCAUUUUCAAAAAUGUUUUUUUUCCAGUAGUCUAUGUUCCUGGGCCUCCAGGACCUCCGGGAAAAGCUGGAGAUGUUGGUGACGAUGGAAAUGAUGGGCCAAGAGGAUAUCGGGGAAAUAAUGGGCGACAAGGAGAGAAAGGGGAUAAAGGAGAGCAAGGAAUCCAGGGACCUGAAGGACCACCCGGAAAAACUGGAAAAGAUGGUGGUGCUGGAAAGAACGGGAAGAAAGGUGAACGUGGAGAUCGAGGAGAUCGAGGAGAGCAAGGAGUAACCGGGCCACCUGGAAAUCAAGGAAAGGAUGGUAAAGCUGGGAACCCGGGUAAACCAGGAGAUCGUGGAGAAACAGGAAAACCCGGCGAACAAGGAAAAACUGGGAAAGACGGAGAUCGGGGAGACAAAGGAGAUAAGGGACCACGUGGAAAAACUGGUGAAGACGGACCACGAGGAUUUAGAGGCGAUGCUGGAGAGAAGGGAAAUACGGGAGACAAGGGGCCGAGAGGAUUGCCAGGAGAUCGAGGAGCGACUGGGAAACCUGGACCUCCUGGAAGACCGGGAGAUUCUGGAGAACGAGGAGACAAAGGCAACAAGGGAGCUGCGGGACCUCGAGGGGAUAGUGGUGAAAAAGGAAACACUGGACAAAAAGGGCCACCUGGUACGAGAGGCGAUAGAGGAAAAGAUGGUCUUCCUGGACAAGAUGCUACUAAUUGUCCACCUGAUGCUUAA